Molecule: messenger RNA, 1129 nt
Organism: Stegostoma tigrinum
Lineage: Eukaryota; Metazoa; Chordata; Chondrichthyes; Orectolobiformes; Stegostomatidae
Gene: id1
Product: inhibitor of DNA binding 1, HLH protein
Exons: 3
Coding region: 77-484 (135 amino acids)
Biological process (GO): negative regulation of transcription by RNA polymerase II; circadian regulation of gene expression; cell differentiation
Cellular component (GO): cytoplasm; nucleus
Molecular function (GO): transcription regulator activity; protein dimerization activity
Source: RefSeq, a predicted model, not a curated record
GAUAGCUCCAGAGUUGUCACAGCGAUUUCUCUACUUCAUCAGGUUUUUGGUGGUGUUUCUCCUCAACAAACGGAUAAUGAAAGUGGUCAGUGCCGCCUGCUCGCUCAAGCGCCAGGGCUGCACCCAGGAAGUGGUGCGCUGCCUGUCGGAGCAAAGCAUCGCGAUCGCUAAGUACAAAGUGUCCCCGCUCCUGGACGAGCAGAUGAGCAUGUUCCUGUACGACAUGAACGGCUGCUACACCAAGCUGAAGGAACUGGUCCCCACGCUCCCCCAGAACAAAAAAGUCAGCAAAGUGGAGAUCCUGCAGCAUGUCAUCGAUUAUAUCUGGGACUUGCAGCUCGAGUUGGACGAUCAGUCGGGAAUGGGUUGUCAGGCAGCCGCUGGAACCGCAGGCCAGUCUCGGACACCUCUCAGUGCAGAUGUUACAGGAUUGUCAGCGGAGGCUCCCUGUGUGAGCAGUGAUGACAGAAUUCUGUGUCGCUGAAUGGAUUCACUUUACUUGCAGGUAUUCCAGAUGCUAAAAUAUAACAUGAUCCGGUGGUGCUGGAUUAACAGUACAUCCAUCCCGCAGUCCCUGGGAGAGGGAAAAGAGGAGAGCUGGAAGAAAUUAAAAUAGUCAGUGCUCCUGAGAUGCUGCUUGGCCUGCUGUGUUCAUCCAGCCUCAUUUUAUUAUCAUGUUAUUGGGACUAAUGUCUUUGAUCACGGCACCAAGCGAGAGCAGAUCUUGAGUUGAUCGCCAGGCUCCAGGACUCUCGGCCCUUUUAUUUUAGUCUUCCAUCUGAACCCAGGUGGACGCGGGAACUAGGCGGAAGCACAGCAAAGUUUAGUAACUCUUCCUAGCGACGUGCCUAGCAACAGAUUUAACUGCGUAUAGCCGCGCCAUCUCUUCUCAAAAUGUGUUGUGUGCGCGCGAAAUGCCACUACUCCACAGGCCAUUAACGAGACACGCUGGACUCUAGAAUUGAGAUUGUAUAUUGCAUCCUUAGAGAUCUAUGGGGGUGAUUCAGUUGUAAGUUUUAUACUUUGUAAGUGUGUAUUGAAUUGUUUACAACAAUGUUGUACUAAAGAUGAUUUUUUUAUUGAUUUUUUUGACGAAUUGAUUAAAAUAAAAACUAGUCAAAUAAUUAAA